ACUGUUGGUCAUUGUUGUUUAUUUAUGUUUCUUGAUAACUGUGGCUCUACAUUGUGUUGACAUGACUUGACUCACUCCAUUUAUUCAUCAGGUGUUUUCAUAAAACUAGAUACUCUAGAUUUCAAACUCCAAUCCAAUGCUUUUGCAUACCGUGUUCCUUGUUUUGAUUUUGGCUUCAUCUUCAUUGAGUGCAGAAAAGUUUUUCUGGGAUUUGAAUCUUCCAAGAAAUCAUCUACCAUUUGUGUUUGGUCAUCAUAAAGAAGUCGCAAAGUCAUGUGUCCAGGAUAGUCGAUGCCCAUAUAAGGAUCUUGUUGAUGACAAAACAAAUCAAUGUUGGGGGUAUGAAGACAAUUGUGACAGAAAACAAUCCUAUUCAAAGGAAGAACCGAAAGGUUGUGGUUCACAACAAGUGAAGAAUGAUUUUUGGUUUAGAGCUGAUUUUGGGUUUGUAACAAAUAUACAGCAAGAAUUGAAAGAUAUUGCAAUCUGUCUACCUAAAGAUACUGAUGAUUCUUCUCUUACAUGUUCGAGACACAUGAGAUACUGCAAAGCGAAAAAUCUAUAUCUUGAUUUUAGAAAGCAUAAACCUGAAAAUGACAGAUUUAAAUCUGAUAUAUUUGAGAAAGGAAUGAUAGGUGGACAUUGUACAUUGGACUCGGAAUUACUUAAUAAACAAGGGCAGCAUGCUUAUCCAUUGCAAUCAUGGUAUUCCGAAUUACAGAACUAUACUAAUCUCAGUUUCCGACCAUUGCAUGAUGAUCAUGGGUCCAAUUGUGAUGUCAUAAUAGAAAAACCUACAGUAUUGAUGAAAUUGGACAGCGGAAUCAACCUUUAUCAUCAUUUUUGUGAUUUUUUCAAUCUCUAUUUAUCUCAGCAUGUCAACAAUUCAUGGUUUGACACCGAUAUACAAAUCGUUAUGUGGGAUACGUCUUCUUUAGGAUAUUUUGACAUUGCCACUGCUGCUUGGAAUGCAUUCACUGAUCAUCCUAUCAUUAAACUUCAAGACUGGAAAGGGAAGAGAGUUUGCUUGAAAGACGCAAUGUUUCCUCUUUUACCGAGAAUGAGAGGUGGCUUGUAUUACAACACAUAUAUACCAAAUGGUUGUGUUGGUUCAUCUAUGUUCCGAGCUUUUUCCGAACAUUUUCUGCAUAGAAUGGGAGUGACACAAAAUGAUAUUGCAACAGAAAAUUCAACUAAAAUUCGAGUUACUUUGUUGGAACGAGGUAAACCAGAAGAUGAACAUGUUUUUCGCAAAAUUAAGAAUCAGGAUGAAUUGAUCGAAGUUAUGAAGGAAUUCCCAGAUUUUGAAAUAAAGGUUGUGCAAUAUAAAUGGAAAGACAUAUCAUUUGUGGAACAGUUGAAGAUCACACACAACAGCGACAUAUUUAUUGGAAUGCAUGGAGCUGGGCUGAUUCAUUUUCUGUUUCUACCUGAUUGGGCUGUAGCUUUUGAAUUGUACAAUUGUGAUGAUGAGAGAUGUUACCGUGACUUGGCCCGUCUGCGUGGACUGGAUUAUAUUACAUGGGAAAAGCCAAAACCCAUUCCAUCUGAUCAAGGAAAACAUAAACGUUAUGGCGAUCACAUGAAAUUUUGGAAUUGGUCUUUUGAUCCAAAUGAGUUUCGAACUUUGAUCAGAAAUGCGCGAGCACUACUGCUAGUUGAUCCACGCGUUCAAAAAAGAAUGAAGCAGAUCAAUGAAAAAAAUAGUCAACAUGUCGAGUUAUGAGGAAAUAAACUACCUGAUUUACAUGACCCAAACACAAAACUUCUUUUAUGACGGUUGAUUAUUUGAAAAGUCUCACUCUCCGAUGUUUGAGUUGUCUGAACGUAGUAUCUUAUUCCAAAUGUUAUUUUUAUCAUCUGAUGAUUCUAUGUUAUCCUUUCAUAUAUUUUUAUAUCAAGUGUUUCAGCAUGGAAGUGACAGUUGAAGUCUGGCCCAAAACCUAACUGACCCCAAUUCACUGUUUAUGCGCAAUCAUGACUUUCAUCAACAGUUCUUUUACUGCCAAGACAUAUAUGAACUACCCUACAUGUUCUGUGCUGUACCUUAUCCCACUGUAAGCUGCCUUGUUAUUGUUUUUCUCAGAAACUUGAUACUUAUCUCAAUUGAAUAUUGUUUCAUAUAAAAUUGUGUCUUAAAAAUGAAAUAUUCAUAAUAUAUAAACAGGUGUCUUAAUGUGAGUAACAAGCGUUGAGAAAACGCUUGUCACCUCACCUGAUUGCCA
This is a messenger RNA of Styela clava, 2225 nucleotides long. Its product is annotated as EGF domain-specific O-linked N-acetylglucosamine transferase-like. NCBI's taxonomy places the organism in Eukaryota, Metazoa, Chordata, Ascidiacea, Stolidobranchia, Styelidae. Gene Ontology annotation, molecular function: protein O-acetylglucosaminyltransferase activity. The record is from RefSeq and is a predicted model, not a curated record. Gene Ontology annotation, cellular component: endoplasmic reticulum lumen.